Messenger RNA from Lithohypha guttulata, 2925 nucleotides. It is a transcript of the gene STU1, whose product is annotated as suppressor of tub2 mutation. Gene Ontology annotation, molecular function: microtubule binding. The record is from RefSeq and is a predicted model, not a curated record. Lineage: Eukaryota; Fungi; Ascomycota; Eurotiomycetes; Chaetothyriales; Trichomeriaceae. Gene Ontology annotation, biological process: mitotic spindle assembly. Gene Ontology annotation, cellular component: mitotic spindle midzone; mitotic spindle; spindle microtubule. The transcript has 2 exons. Bases 1 to 2925 code for a protein of 974 amino acids.
AUGGACUAUACACAAGUCUUGCACUCUGAGAGUGCGAAAGAAUUCCGACUUCCAAAGAAUGUCACAGAAGACAACUGGAAGUCUCGCAUGUCCUUCUGCAGCAAUCUCACAGAUACGAUCAAUAGCCAUGGCAGCGAAGGACUCCCCAAGGACUUCCACGUCCAAAUCGAGCCAUAUCUCAACAAUAUCCUAGAGUGUGCUCUAUCAGAGCGCACACAAUUGUCCAACGCAGCAUGCAGAUUGUUAGAAAGACUGCCAGAAGUGUUAGAAAGAGAUAUGCAUCCACAUCUCGACCGAAUCUUACCUGUUCUCAUCAAACUCUGCGCAAACACAAAACAGGUCACAGUCAAGGUUGCUGCCGCUGCUGCCGCCAGCAUUAUCAAGCACUCUACCUAUAGUCCACGUCUCCUCUUUCACGCCUGCGAUGUGUUCGACCAGAAACCGGCAGGACCCAAAAUCUAUGGCACUGAAUGGCUUCAGACCAUUCUGAAGCAGUAUCACAGACACAUUGAUUUGAACAAAGAUGGCAGGAUGGUUUGCAAAGCUAUCUUGUUGGCUCUCGAAGAUGCAGAUGCCACGGUCCGUACCAAGAGUCGUGCUACCUAUUGGACAUAUAGCAGACUCGAUCCUGAUGGAGCUCAUGAAAUCAUGGACAAGCUCGAUCAACACAAGAAAACCGCACUAUUGAGUGACCCCAGCAAUCCAGACAAGAAAGCUGUUGGCACAAAGAAGGAACCUCCAAGACCUCGCUCAGCACUGGCUGAUGUUCGCAAAGAACAAGCCAAGAAGAAACGUGCUGAGGAAGAGGCGCAGAAACAGAAGAAAACUCUCAACACUUCCACGGCUAGCCACGAUAACAUUGAGGCUCUGGAGCCAAAGAAAGAGAAGCCGAAAAAGGAUGAAAGAACACAAGUUACCAAAGCCGUCUCAACUGAUAGGACAGUCGACGGUUGGCAACCGGCUCUCAAGAGUAAUAUCAAUCCACCUGCUGCACACAAAAAGACUUUGUCUCAGGACCACGAAGUUGCGAAGCCAUCAGCAAGCUCUCGCCUCCUCGCAGCGCCUGUUAGGCGACCAAAAUAUGCCAUCACUCCGAUGGCAGCACCUCAAAUCAGCCGGCCAUCUUCAAGAACUGGUCAUGCCACAACACAUAAGGAGAAGGAUGCACAGAAGGAGUCGAGACCCACAUCCUCAUCAAGUUGGAAGUCGGCCUCUGUUGGCCCCGGAACAGUAACCUCUCCAAAAUCGAAACCUGCAUCAACCACGAGUAAUACACCACCAAGGCUCGUCCCUAGCAAUCGUCGUCCUAUUGUGGCUCCCACUGGAGCAUCUAUCACUACUUCUCCUCCUAAACGGCCAACACAAGACAGUAGCUCUCCUGGAAGUAAGUCCAUACCAUCGAGAGCAAGAGCGCCAUACGUCGCCGAAGGCAAAGAAAAUGCAAUUGCUCAUCUUUUCGCCAAUACCAAACCUGUGCAAGGAGACAAUCAUGGUGAGCUCAUUGAAGAGCCUCCCAUUGAUUGGCAGAAACCCGCCCCUGGAAUGGAUAUAACAGAGGUACGCAAUGAGUUUGGACAUACGGAACUAUACAGGCAGCAAAACCCACCCAGACCUAGUCCACCCGUGAAGGGUCUUACACCCAUCGACCGAACACAAUUGGAGCACCGUGUAUCAGCAAGCGACGCAGAAAUGACGGCUCAGUGCAAGAACGGCGCGGUCCUGCCGAGAGAAAUGGGGUUCUUUAAACCUCCUAUGGAUGAAUAUCCUGAGAGACCUUUGACACCUUUGACAGAGGUGCCACAUAUACCAGUACGUGAAGUUCGGGCGGACUUGAAGCAAGCACGUCGAUUUGUUGCACAGAAUCUGCCAAACUUCAGACGCAACAGGCUGGAUGUGCUCAUGCUUCGAAAAUUGAAGAAUUAUGUCGAGUCUCAUCCAGAAGACCUUAUCGACGACGCAGGCACUUACAACCAGCUUUUCGAAAACCUGUGCUAUGCCAUUAGCAAAGCAGACGAUCUCGGAGAUGACGAGAAUCAGCGCAGGACCCUGUAUUCUCGAACACUUGUCUUACAACUUACGAGGAUGCUGCUCGAGAAGUAUCCUGCAUAUGCCUGGCCUUUCUGGUCUACUUGGAUCAAAUGCAUGAUAUGGUACAGGUGCAUCUUGGACACGGACAACGCAGACAGGCAAGUCCGGUAUCUUUUCGAAAACAUCAACUUUUGCAUCAAUCAACACCCUGAACCUUUAUCACUUAUUGAUAGUGUCAUGGCCGCCAUCAAAGAAGGCGAGUCUACUUUACUCAAAGCUGUCCACGACGAGGAGACAGCUACUCAAAGUGCUCGCGAGCAGGAAGAUCUUGCUUUUGAUAGUAUUGACAGCAACCGUGAAUUGCCAACUACCACCACUGAAGCUUCGUUGGACGAGCACAGCUCUUGGAACCCUUACUCUAUCAGAAGCCAUAUGAAAGUGAUGGCAGAGAUCACCGCCAGCAUAUACGAUGUCGAGAAUGCCAAGCAUAUGAGGGGAUAUAUGAUCAAGGCACUUAACGAGCACAAUAUCAAAACCAUCGACCACGAGCGUCCUUAUCCUCGGGCUCUACCACAGCUGAUUGCCACAUCUCUUGAAGCUCUUACAGAUAUUCUCAUCCGAGCCAAUAUUUUGACUAAUACUCUGGACAAGGCCGAUGAGACAAGACUAUUGGAAUUUGCAGAGUACUGCCUAGGUCAAUACGACUAUAUGAUCAAGAAGCCUGUCAUUGGUUAUGUCAAGGCUCUCUACAGUAUUAUGGAAGACCAGAACACAUUCUGGGCUUAUUUCGAGAACGAAAACGAGACGGAAAACGGACAACAGAACAAAGAAGAAAAAGCGAAGCGACAGACGUAUCGCAACUUGUUGGAGUACUAUAUCCAUACAAGUCGGCGGUAA